Cololabis saira (Pacific saury) is the source of this 4359-nucleotide messenger RNA. Its product is annotated as phosphatidylinositol-binding clathrin assembly protein. Gene Ontology annotation, biological process: synaptic vesicle budding from presynaptic endocytic zone membrane; clathrin-dependent endocytosis; clathrin coat assembly. The transcript has 19 exons. The record is from RefSeq and is a predicted model, not a curated record. Gene Ontology annotation, molecular function: phosphatidylinositol-4,5-bisphosphate binding; SNARE binding; clathrin heavy chain binding. The coding region runs from base 661 to 2511 and encodes 616 amino acids. Gene Ontology annotation, cellular component: clathrin-coated pit; clathrin-coated vesicle; synaptic vesicle. Lineage: Eukaryota; Metazoa; Chordata; Actinopteri; Beloniformes; Belonidae.
AGCAGCAGGACGGAACCAGCCGAACCACCGAGCCCAGCGAGCCCCGGGACACACAGUCACACCGGGCCGGGACUGAGAGAGAACCGAGCCUCGUGGUCGGAGUCGGCGGGUCGGACUGAGCUGGUCCAGGGAGCCGUCGUCCCCUAUAGCAGCAGCAGACCCGGGUCCUGCACCGGCGUGUCAGCUGCACCAGCCCCGGUACCGACUCCAGACGAUGUUCUGUCUGGUUCCGAGGGACUUCCCAGGCCCGAGAGGACGUGUGAGCAGCGGUUGGCUGGUGCGGCGGUGGUAGAGCAGCAGGGCGGAGGAGAAGAACUUCUGUUUCCUCUUCUCUGUUACAGCUCCACCGGGAUUUACCUGCAUUUGAGCCCAAACCCGUCUCAUCCAGCGAUGUUCGAGUGUUUAAGUGUUUACAAAGUCCACGGCGGGACUCCAGGGAACACCAGCUAGAAGGACCAGGAUCAGGCUCUUCCUGGUGCUUUAGUAGAUACAUAUCACAAACUAAACAUCUGAACUACUAAAGGAAAAGCGAAAGUCUGCGGAUGAUUUGACUUUUGCUGCAAACGUAACUUCACUGGGCCGCUCACAGGAUCACUGCUGGGCUUUUUCUGGGUGUUUUGUUUAGUUUUUUUGUGAAAGGAGAGGUAGAAAUAGAUAACUAUGUCGGGCCAAUCUAUCACGGACCGGAUCGCAGCGGCGCAGCACAGCAUGACUGGAUCUGCCAUCAGCAAGGCGGUGUGUAAGGCUACUACACACGAGAUCAGCGGCCCCAAGAAGAAACACCUGGACUAUCUGAUUCACUGCACCAAUGAGAUGAACGUGAACAUUCCCCAACUGGCGGACACGCUGUUUGAGCGCACAGCCAACUCCAGCUGGGUGGUUGUCUUCAAAGCCCUCAUCACCACGCACCACCUCAUGAUGUACGGCAACGAGCGUUUCAUCCAGUAUCUGGCUUCCAGAAACACUCUGUUUAACCUCAACAACUUCUUGGACAAGGGAGCUCUGCAAGGUUACGACAUGUCAACCUUCAUCAGACGGUAUAGCCGCUACCUGAAUGAGAAGGCCAUGUCCUACAGACUGGUAGCUGUGGAUUUCACCAAGAUGAAGAGGGGUAUCGAUGGUGUGAUGCGUACCAUGAACACAGAGAAGCUGAUCAAGACGCUGCCCAUCAUCCAGAACCAGCUCGACGCGCUGCUGGAUUUCCAGGCCAACCCUAACGAGCUCACCAAUGGAGUGAUCAACUCAGCCUUCAUGCUGCUCUUCAAAGACUCCAUCAGGCUCUUUGCUGCUUACAACGAAGGAGUCAUCAACCUAUUGGAGAAAUACUUUGACAUGAAGAAGAACCAGUGUAAAGAUGCUCUGGACAUCUACAAGAAAUUUCUUUACAGGAUGACAAAAUUGUCGGAGUUCCUCAAAGUGGCAGAGCAAGUUGGAAUAGAUCAGGGUGACAUCCCAGAUCUCUCACAGGCCCCCAGCAGCCUGCUGGAGGCCUUGGAGCAGCACCUGGCCUCUCUGGAGGGCAAGAAAACAAAGGAGUUGAAUGCAGAUACCAGAGCAUCCACCUUGUCUAGCGCCGUCUCAUCCCUCUCCUCCACCGGCAUGUCCUUCAGCCGCAUGGAUGAGAAGGAGAAGCAGCUGGCCUUGGAGGAGGAGCAGGCCAGACUGCAGUCUCUCAAGGACCAGCGCCUGAAGGAGAUCAACAUGCACACUCCCCCCUCCGCUUCCCCCAGCAGCCAGUCCAUCAGCAGCAUGAACAACAACCACAUCACACAAACCCCGGAGUUGUUCAGCUCCGUGGUGACUGCCAACAGUGUGCCCAACCUGAACAGUGACCUGUUUGAUCUUCAGCCGGCCUUCGUCCCCACCGUGCAGAGCACUCCUUCCAUCUCCAACACCAACAGUGCCUGGGGAGGACUGGAGAGCCAGCAGACCGCCCCGGCCAUCUCCGUAGAUUUUGAUGCCGUGUUCGGGAAUAAGACCGCAGCGAGUAACAACGGGCCGCAGCCUGCAGCCGGUUUCGAUGCUCUGGGAGACCUGUUAAAGCCUACGGUUCCCACACACGCUGCACCUGCUCCUCUCCCCCCCCAAAUGGCCAUCCAUCCUGGAGGAAAGCUGUUAGCCAGUGACCUCGACUCAUCCCUGGCCAACCUUGUGGGCAAUCUGCAGUUUGGUGGGAAUCCAUCCAAGAAGCCAGAUAUGCUGUGGAACCAGCCCGGAGAGAAGAAGCUGACUGGUGGUCAGAACUGGCAAAAUAAGACCAUGUCGACCACCCAGUGGGGUCCGGCCCCCAUGGCCCCUCAGCCCAUGCCUGUACCACAUGUGGCUCCUGCUCCAGUGGCUUUCCCCAUGACCACACCACAAGUGCCUGUGUAUGGAAUGGUCCCUCCCCAGAUGGGUCAGAUGGGUGGGGUACCUAUGAUGGCUCCACAGCCAAUGAUGUACAACCAGCCUGUUCUCAGACCCACCAACCCCUUCGCUCCCAUGCCAGGAGCCCAGAUGCAGUUCAUGUAAUCCAGUCAGGGGUAAGCAGAGUGCCAAAAGUGACACACAAACAGCAGAAGAAAACACACAAGCGGACGAUCAGGUGGACGGAGGAAUGAUUUGAUCCAAUGAACCGACUCAAGAGACAGAGGACAAGAUAACCAAUGAUACCAAAACGGAGGAAACGGAAGGAGACGAACGAACGGAGGGAGGGGGGGAUGGAGGGGAGACGUCGUCCUGGCUGGUCGUUGUCUGAAACAACUGUUUGCCUGUGUGUGUGUGUGUGUGUGUGUGUGUGUGUGUGUGUGUGUGUGUGUGAGUGUGUGUGGGUGGGGGAAGUGGGGCUUCUGUCCUUUUCCUGUCUUGUUUGUGUUUCAAAUUGUACCGAUGGAGAGAUUUUUCAAGAGAGGGAGCAAAGAUGAGUAGAAGGAGAAAGAAAACAGAGGAUGGGGAUUGCAGGAAUCCUCCCUCUGGUUUUCUGUCGAGUCUCUGCUGCAGAAUUAGCUUUAUUUCAUAUGGUGCUAUUUUGUCCCCUCUGGGUUGACGUCUGAUUGCAACAGCAACUUGAGAGCACUUAUGAGGGGACACGUGCAUGUGCGUGUGUGUGUGUGUGUGUGUGUGCAUGCGUGCAGAAGUUGUUUCAGACGAUGCAUUCACAGCCGAUCGUCCUCUCCGCCCCCCCCCACCCACUCAUUUGCUGAUUGUGUUCAAAAUUGUCCAUCCGAGAUUUAGAGGCAAAUUUUGUCAAGUGUGUUUCCUGUAAUUUUCCACUCUGUUGGGUUAACUUUGUAUUUUUCCGUCUUGUUUUCAUUGCCAGCCUUUUUUUAAUCUUCCCGGGGCUUGUACAGUAAUUUACUGAAGCGUUUGUUGUUGGUCGUCGUGAGUUUCGAGGACGAAGUCUUUGCUAUUCACACCACGUUCUUUCCUCCCGUUAAAGCUCUUAAAGCGACGGAUGCCCAAAAAGAGACGAGGAUUAGUGAAGACAACGGGGCUCACGCUGGACGGAAGUGUCUUAAGGCCCGGUCACACCAGAAAACGUCACAGCAAAACGCAUUUGAGUGUGAAAAAUUUGGUUGGUUGAGGAUCUGCGGCAGACGGCCAGCGUGCUUCAUGGUCAGUAACAUGUUAAUACUGUCAGUCGUCUGCUCCCAGAGACCCGAGUGUCUCGGUUUAGGGGGUUAGGGUUAAUCACUGUCCUCACCUGAGAAUGAAUAUAUGUACAAGAAAAAAUACAAAAAUGGGUGUUUAUACAUGAAAUGUUGUAUCUGGAAGCCAAUCAACUUUGUCAGUGUGGAAAACGCUGAACAGGGAAGUAUUAGAGCCAGAGAAAUGCAGACCCUUUUCUCUCCCCAGAGUAACGUCUUCUAGCAUUUUGUUUGUGGGAAAUGUGGAAAAAAAAAAAAUUAUAAAAAGCACUAGUCCAUUUAAUUUUUAAACACAACACAUAUGUGUGUGUAUAUCCCUUUAAGAUGGGAUGUUUCCUUUUUUUUUUUUUCCUUCAGUUUGUGCUUCUUCCUUUAGAGCUGAACAGAAUCAUGAUUUGUUGAAAUGCAUAUGGUUAAAGAAAAAAAAAAGCUUCACGGCUGCCAUCAAUGAUUCAUGACACAUUUAAUGCACUCGUGAUGCAGUGCUGAAGGGAGAAACGAAUGCUGCACCUGGUCUGAGAGGGAUAUGCAGCCACACAUCUGGUCAAAGGAUCAUGUAGGAAGAGGGGAGGGGUUAAGAUGGCUGGUUUUCUGUCUGUUAGCUCAGACUGUGACAGUUUAUCCAGUUAAUGACAAGAUGUUUCAUGUGUGGUCUGCAAACAUUCCCAUUUUUGUCCAGAAGUUUAAAUUCCAGCUGAGGAAUCUGAAUAAAAAAAGAUGAUGAUUCAACAGA